UAUCUAUCGAGUUGGCAGCGCCGCUUAUUGUGAGCCUGCGCCGCGUAAAACAAAACAGGCAAAAACACAAGAGACAAACCAGAAGACAACGUAGAAAGAGAAAGGCUCACACUUGUGAUAAACAAAUUGAUUUGCUAAAUUGUUAAGACGAUUUGAUUGAACUCUUGCCCUCUCAACUAUCCGAAACAACGACAUCAAACUGACGUCGCAGAUUAUACUGGAAGAAAAUAGCGAGAAGAAAGCUAAGCAGCUGAAGAAGAAGAAUUUUAGAGCUGCUUUAAAGCGAAAAAUGCAACGGUACUAUGCAGAACGAGAGACAACGGGGCCGGAGUUUGACGAUCGCCUGAUAAAAAUGGUACGGGCCAACCCGGCCAUCUAUGAUGUUAGUCAUCCGCAUUAUCGCCGUAAUCCGGUGAGAGUUGACAUCUGGGAUCGCAUUGCCACCGAACUGGGAGCCUCCUCACGUUUCUUGCAAACAAAAUGGAAAAACAUACGCUACAAUUAUCUACAAGAGAUCAAAGCCUUGGAAACGGGUCAAGUUAAUCCAAAUGUCCGCAAGCGACGCUUCACCGAAGAUCUAUCCUUUCUACAGAACACAGCCCAGACAUACAAUGUGAAGAAGGCCCAAGCUUACAUAGCACAAAACAAGGGUAUAAGCGGAAGUGGAGGAGGAGGAGGAGGCAGUGGUGGUUGUGUGGGCAUUGGCGGCGAUGGAAGUGAUAAUGAUAAUGAUAUCGAUAGUCAUAGCUAUGUGUAUCCCGAUCCGGAUCAUUUACGGAUCGAUUCGGACAACUAUGAUGUCAUUGUGCUGGACAAUAGCGAGGAUGGCUCACAGAGUGAUAGAGAACGAGAUGCUGAUUGCGAUAUCGAUGAUGAUAAUGAAUUAUUGCCCGAAUUACAACUACUCCAUGAAGCUGCCGACGACGAACUGAAGCCGGAUGUCACAAUUAGAGCGACCACUAACAACAACAAUCAUGAACAUGAUGUGUCUAUUAAUGGCAAUGGAAGUAACAGCAGCAGUAGAUAUCAACAAGAUAGAAACUCAUCGCCGGCGUCAUCCCCACUGCUAACCCCCAUGGUGGUCAUGGGCAAUGGCAGCAGUCACAUGAAAUUAGAGGAAGAGCAGCAGCAGCAACAACAACAACAACACAAACAUCAACACCAGGAUGAUAUCAAACCUAAUGCCCUUUCAAAUGGAGAAAUCACAAUUGAACCCAUCUAUAAACCAAAAGUCACAAGACGAGCGGCCACAAUGUGCAGCUCAGAAAUAAUGUCGAGUAAUGCAAGUAAACGCAAAGCUAUGCCGGCUCCAUUCUCCUCCAUAACACCCAUCAGUGAUCCCAUUGAGCUCUAUUGCCUGUCAUUGGUGGACACAUUGCGUAGUAUGCCCCGGUCAGAGCGGGAACGAGUGAAAUUUGAAUUCGCCAACAUACUAAAGGAUGCCAAGUAUAGGGAUGAGUCAUAAAACCGCAAGCUCAAGCGGCAUCCACUCCACUAGUCGGUCCCAAAACGAUCUCCUUUAGUCUCGUACUAUCUUAAUACGUACAAUAUUUAUGUUUUUUCUAUUUUUUUUCAACAUUUUUUUAAUAUACAAUUUUUCUACUAUUUAAGAUGUGUUUGCUAGGUUGAUGCUCAUUAAGUUCAUCUGUAUUUAGUAAUUUUCACCAUACCCUUGCAGAGGGUAGCAUUUUACAAAUAAUUAAUUAAGCAGCCAACGAAAUGGAAUAAAUUGUAUUAAAUUUAAACAUAAAAGACAUUUUCGAAAUGCUGAAA
Molecule: messenger RNA, 1773 nt
Organism: Drosophila willistoni
Lineage: Eukaryota; Metazoa; Arthropoda; Insecta; Diptera; Drosophilidae
Gene: Dlip3
Exons: 3
Coding region: 290-1465 (391 amino acids)
Biological process (GO): regulation of transcription by RNA polymerase II
Cellular component (GO): nucleus; transcription regulator complex
Molecular function (GO): DNA binding
Source: RefSeq, a predicted model, not a curated record